Molecule: messenger RNA, 882 nt
Organism: Rhipicephalus microplus (southern cattle tick)
Lineage: Eukaryota; Metazoa; Arthropoda; Arachnida; Ixodida; Ixodidae
Cellular component (GO): membrane
Molecular function (GO): signaling receptor activity; nucleic acid binding
Source: RefSeq, a predicted model, not a curated record
AUGCAGCUCCUGUUCGCGCCCGCCCGCCCACUACGACAGUGGUGGGCUUCGAGGCGCUUCCCGCUAUCCGCGCGUACGGAAACGGGUCGCCAACUGUGCCGCCUGGAAGACGUCCCUCCCGGGCAGUACACCAGCCCUCACAUCCUGACGGGAUACCGGCGUUGCCGCAGCCGCUACGAAUGCCUCCGGAGCCUGCUACAGUGGCACAACGAGACGGUGAAUAUCUGGAGCAACCUGCUGCCGCUCGCGUACCUCCUCGCCCUCUUGGUUCAAGACAACGCCGGAGGCCGCUUCGCUGGCGCGGUACUCUGGCAGCGAGUCCUGGUCACCGUCAUGACGCUCUCGUACGCCGCCACGUUGUUCCUGUCGGCCGCGUACCACACGCUCAACUGCAUGUCCGAGUCUCGCGCCUGGUACCGGCUCGACUUCGCUGGCGUCUGGCUCAGCAUCGUCGCCUACGUCGUGGGAUUCGCGGCGCUCCAGUUUCGCGGCUCCUGGCGCUUGGCGCACGUCGUGGGCGCCCUCAUCGCCGCCGGCCCUUCGUUCGUGCUCGCCGCGUCGUCCCGGUACGUAGACCGGCACUACGACGCGGCCAGGGUCCGAGCCAUGGGAUGGUUCUCGCUCUACAGCAUGCUCCCACUGGCGCACUACGCCCUUUUCUACGGCAACCCGGCGCUCGUGGCUCGCACGUUGCCCGGUCACGUGACCGUGCUGUUGCUCCUGGCCCUCUCGCUGUGCGUCUUCGUGACCAGGUUUCCCGAGCGGAGGUGGCCGGGCAGGGUGGACUACCUGGGCUCGAGCCACCAGAUCUGGCACGUGGGCGUCGGCAUCUGCGUACUCCUGGCUCACAGGAUACAGUUGGCCUACGUGACGCCGCUCUAA